UUUCACAAAGGUUCAUAACCCUGCAUCUGUAGACACGAUUGCAAGAUGGAUUAAGACUACCUUACAACAAUCUGAUAGGGAUUAUACUGAAAAGGAUACACAUUUUAUUGCCGUAUGUCUCGCACAAAACGCUGGAGCGGGUUUGGCAUCGAUACUUAGUAAGGGCAACUGA
This is a messenger RNA of Acaulospora morrowiae, 172 nucleotides long. The record is from the annotation of a GenBank genome assembly. NCBI's taxonomy places the organism in Eukaryota, Fungi, Glomeromycota, Glomeromycetes, Diversisporales, Acaulosporaceae.